This is a messenger RNA of Zophobas morio, 3847 nucleotides long. RefSeq names its product structural maintenance of chromosomes protein 1A (gene SMC1). The record is from RefSeq and is a predicted model, not a curated record. NCBI's taxonomy places the organism in Eukaryota, Metazoa, Arthropoda, Insecta, Coleoptera, Tenebrionidae. The transcript is spliced from 15 exons. Gene Ontology annotation, cellular component: chromosome; cohesin complex; nucleus. Gene Ontology annotation, molecular function: ATP binding; DNA binding; protein binding. Gene Ontology annotation, biological process: sister chromatid cohesion. The coding region runs from base 101 to 3772 and encodes 1223 amino acids.
AUGUGGUGGCACCCCUGCGGCUGCCAUGUUGUUUGCACAGAAAUGAGCGGUGUUUUCGUGAAAAUGCUAAACAAUGAAAAGUAAACAUUAAUUAAAGAAAAUGCCUGCCAGACUAAAGCAUAUUGAAGUUGAAAACUUCAAGUCCUACCGAGGGCAUCGCGUUAUCGGCCCUUUGAAGCCCUUCAACGCAGUCAUCGGCCCCAAUGGCUCAGGCAAAUCCAAUUUCAUGGACGCUAUCAGUUUUGUUAUGGGUGAGAAAACGCAGAGUUUGCGAGUCAAGAGGCUGAGUGACUUGAUUCACGGAGCUGCAAUCAGCAAACCGAUAUCGAGGAGCGCGUCUGUGACUGCCGUUUUUAUAUUGGAGGAGGAGAGUGGGAAGGAAGUUAGUUUUCAGAGGUCUGUUCAAGGGUCUUCGUCAGAGUAUAGAAUAAAUGGGAGUGUUGUUUCAAACAACGAGUAUCUAGCCGAAUUAGAAAAAUUGCGUAUUAAUGUCAAAGGAAAGAACUUCCUGGUAUUCCAAGGCGCCGUAGAAUCCGUAGCAAUGAAAAACCCCAAGGAAAUGACAACUUUAUUUGAGGAAAUCAGCGGCUCUGGGGCUUUAAAAGAAGAAUACGACCGGCUUAAGCAACAAAUGCAGAAAGCCCAAGAGGAAAUUAACUUCGCCUACCAAAAGAAAAAAGGUAUAAAUGCGGAACGCAAAGAAGCCAGAUUGGAAAAAGAAGAAGCCGACAAAUACGCCAGACUCAAGGACGAUUUGAACGACAAACUAGUCGAACACCAACUUUUCCGCUUGUAUCACAACGAACGCGAAAUGAAAAACCUAGAAAACGACUUAAAACACAAACAGCGAGAAGUGGAAAAGAUCGAAAAGAAGAAAGAAAGAGCCGAGGAACUCCUCAAGGAGAAGAAAAAGGAACAAGGGAAGUUUAACAGGGAGUUGGCGAAAAUCGAGCAAGAUAUUCGGGAAGUGGAGGUCGAAAUUUCGAAAAAGCGGCCACAGUUUAUCAAAGCCAAGGAACGCGUUUCUCAUAUGCAGAAAAAGUUGGAUGGGGCGAUUAAGACGUUGGAACAGGCGAGAAAAGCGCACGAGGCGCACAUGAACGAUAUUAAAAAAUUAGAGGAUGAGUUGGCUGAAGUGGAAAAGUCUAAAGAGGAGUAUGAGAGUCAGAUCGCUGGAGAGUCGCAGAGUCAAGGCAGAGAUGUUCAUUUAGAGGACGAACAAGUGAAAGAAUACCACAGGUUGAAGGAAGAAGCAGCUAAAAGGUCUGCACGAUACAUGCAAGAACUGGACUCUGUCAACAGAGAGCAGAAGUCUGAUCAAGACAGAUUAGACAAUGUGUCAAGAAUGAGGACCGACGCAGAAAAUAAACACAGGCAGAAGUGUCACGAGAAAGAAGAGAUGGAAAAGAGGAUUGAGAAACUAGCGGAACAUAUUCGGUUAAGUGAGCAGGCUUUGCAAGACCAGAAACAGUUGAGGGCUGACUUGCAGUCGGACGUUGGGUCUUCUAAAGAUCGCGUUCACGAAAUUCAGAAGCAGCUCGACGAUGUUCUGGAGCAGUUGGGGGACGCUAGGACUGAUAAACAUGAAGAUGCUAGGAGAAAGAAGAAACAGGAGAUUGUGGAACGGUUCAAAAGCAACUACCCGGGAGUGUACGAUCGCAUGAUCAACAUAUGUCAACCCAUCCACAAACGCUACAACGUCGCCAUUACAAAAGUCUUGGGCAAAUUCAUGGAGGCCAUCGUCGUCGACAGCGAACACACAGCCAGACAGUGCAUCAAAUACUUAAAAGAGCAAAUGUUGGACCCCGAGACAUUCCUUCCCUUGGACUACCUCCAAGUGAAAGCUGUCAAAGAACGACUCAGAAACAUCACAGAACCCAAAGGAGUCAAACUCUUGUACGACGUGCUUCAAUUUGAGCCCCAAGCGGUCGCUAAGGCGGUGCUUUUUGCCACCAAUAACGCGCUAGUGUGCGAAACACCGGACGACGCGAUGAAAGUGGCCUACGAAUUGGGCGGUAGAUACGACGCGGUAGCUCUGGACGGUACGUACUACCAGAAGUCUGGUAUUAUUUCCGGAGGUAGUUUAGAUUUAGCACGAAAAGCUAAACGCUGGGACGAAAAACACAUUUCGCAAUUGAAGGCGCAGAAAGAGAAGUUAACGGAAGAAUUGAGAGACGCGAUGAAAAAAUCACGGAAAGAAUCGGAGUUGAACACUGUAGAUUCACAAAUUAGGGGUUUGGAAACGAGGUUGAGAUACGCAAAAACUGAUAUGGAAAGCACUAUGAAGCAAAUCAAAGCUGUGGAUGCCGAAUUAGCCAAGCUGUCCGAAGAAAUGGUUAAAUACGGGCCCAAGAUUGAAGAGAUUGAACGGACGAUGCAAACUAGAGAACAACAAAUCGAAGAAAUCAAGCUCCAGAUGAACAGCGUCGAAGACGUCGUCUUUUCUAAGUUCUGUCAAGAAAUCGGCAUUCGGAAUAUACGGCAGUACGAAGAUCGAGAGUUGCGGGCGCAGGAAGAACGAAAACAAAAAAGAUUGGAGUUCCAGAAACAAAUUAACAGAAUUACGUCGAAUCUAGAAUUCGAGAAAAGUCGCGACACACAAAAUAAUGUAAGUCGGUGGGAGCGCACUGUUAACGACGAGGAGGAGCGUUUAGAAACGUGUAGGAAACAAGAGGCGAAGCAACGAGAGGAGAUCGAUAAAGAUUUGCAGCAGGUGGAGCAGUUGAAGGCGCAGAGGUUGAAUAAGAAACAAGAAGUUGAUGGCAUGGAAGAGGAACUGGGUAAGGCGAGGCGAGAGGUGGGGAGUAUUGCGAAGGAUGUACAAGCGGCGCAGAAGGCGGUGGUGUCUUUGGAAACGAAGAUUGAAGGGAAGAAGAGCGAAAGGCACGCGAUUUUGAUGCAGUGCAAGAUGGACGACAUCGCCAUUCCCAUGAUCGUCGGCAACAUGGAAGACAUCGUGGCCUCCGACCCAUCCCAGAGCUCCUCAGGCGACACGAGCAGCACAGUCCAGCAAUACGAAAAAGAAGCCCGAAUCAAAAUCGACUACAACGUCUUAUCCGACAACCUAAAAGACCUCGAGGAGAAAGACGAAAUCAAGAAAAUGGCCGACAAGCUCCUCAACUCCAUCAAGAGCCUCCAGGACACCCUGACCAAAAUCCAGGCCCCCAACAUGCGCGCCAUCCAGAAACUCGAACUGGCCCAAGGCAAGCUCCAAUCGACCAACGAGGAGUUCGAGAACCUACGCAAACAAAACAAGAAAGCCAAAGCGGCGUUCGAGAGGAUCAAGCAGCAGAGAUACGAGAGGUUCACGAGGUGCUUCGACCACGUGUCGAACGAGAUCGACAACAUUUAUAAGGCGCUUGCGCAGAACCAGUCUGCGCAGGCGUUCUUGGGCGCGGAGAACCCCGAGGAGCCCUAUUUGGACGGGAUUAAUUAUAACUGCGUGGCGCCGGGGAAGAGGUUCCAGCCGAUGUCGAACUUGUCGGGAGGGGAGAAAACGGUGGCUGCGUUGGCACUACUGUUUGCCAUACAUAGCUACCAGCCGGCGCCGUUUUUCGUGCUGGAUGAAGUUGAUGCGGCUUUGGAUAAUACCAACAUCGGGAAAGUUGCCAAAUAUAUAAGGGAGAAAACGGAGUCGCUGCAGACUAUUGUUAUUUCGUUGAAGGAGGAGUUUUACUCGCAUGCCGAUUCGUUGAUCGGGAUCUGCCCGCAGCCAGCGGAUUGUUUAGUAAGUCAGGUUUUGACCGUUGAUUUGACUAAAUAUCCGAUGUAAAAUAUAUUUGGUUCGGUGUUUUGAUGUAUUUUUUUUACCGUAAUGAGUUUUUAAAUAAAGUUAAAUUAUGAUUGA